Messenger RNA from Acanthosepion pharaonis, 2151 nucleotides. The record is from the annotation of a GenBank genome assembly. Lineage: Eukaryota; Metazoa; Mollusca; Cephalopoda; Sepiida; Sepiidae.
AUGUCCAACUUUUUCUUUUCUUUUUCUUCCUCUUCCUUUUUCUUUUUCUUCCUUUUUCUUUUUCAACUUCAUUUUCUUUUCCUUUUCCACCUUCACUUCCUCUUUUUUCUCUCUAUUCCUUCUCCUUUUUCUUUUCUCUUCCUUUUUUCUUUUCUCUUCCUUCUCCUUUUUUUCUUUUCUCUUCCUUCUCCUUUUUUUCUUUUCUCUUCCUUCUCCUUUUUUCUUUUCUCUUCCUUCUCCUUUUUUUCUUUUCUCUUCCUUCUCCUUUUUUUUCUUUUCUCUUCCUUCUCCUUUUUUUCUUUUCUCUUCCUUCUCCUUUUUUUCUUUUCUCUUCCUUCUCCUUUUUUUCUUUUCUCUUCCUUCUCCUUUUUUUCUUUUCUUCCUUCUUUUUUCUUUUCUCUUCCUUCUCCUUUUUUCUUUUCUCUUCCUUCUCUUUUUUUUCUUUUCUCUUCCUUCUCCUUUUUCUUUUCUCUUCCUUCUCCUUUUUUUUUUUUCUCUUCCUUCUCCUUUUUCUUUUCUCUUCCUUCUCCUUUUUUCUUUUCUCUUCCUUCUCCUUUUUUUUUUUCUUCCUUCUCCUUUUUUCUUUUCUCUUCCUUCUCCUUUUUUCUUUUCUCUUCCUUCUCCUUUUUUUUUUUCUCUUCCUUCUCCUUUUUUUUUCUUUUCUCUUCCUUCUCCUUUUUUCUUUUCUCUUCCUUCUCCUUUUUUCUUUUCUCUUCCGUCUCCUUUUUCUUUUCUCUUCCGUCUCCUUUUUUCUUUUCUCUUCGUCUCCUUUUUUCUUUUCUCUUCCUUCUCCUUUUUUUCUUUUCUCUUCCUUCUCCUUUUUUUUUUCUCUUCCUUCUCCUUUUUUCUUUUUUCCGUCUCCUUUUUUUCUUUUCUCUUCCUUCUUUUUUUCUUUUCUCUUCCUUCUCCUUUUUUCUUUUCUUUCCUCUUCUUCCUCCUUUUCUUUUUCUAUUUUUUUUUUUUUUUUUUUCACUCUUCUCUUUUUCUCCAUCUUUACAUAUGUCUGUCUGUCUCUUUCUUUUUUUUUCUCUCUCUCUCUCUCUCUCUCUCUCUCCUACUCAAUUUCCAUCUCCACCUGCAGUGGUUGUCCACGUGCAGAACUCCCCCCCUCUCUUGAUGCCCGCCUUUUCAUCCCCCUUCUCUCGACGCCCGCCUUUUCACUCCCCCCUUCUCUCGACGCCCGCCUUUUCAGCCACCCCUUCACUUUUUCAUUGCUCACUUCCUCAACACUUGCCUUUUCACCCCUCUAUCUCUGUUUACAUUUUUCUUGACUUUUUUCGUUCUUUCACCCCCCCCCCUUUCUCUUUCUUUUUUUCCCCCGCCUUGCUCUUUCUUUUCUCUUCUCCUUUUCUUUCUUUUCCCCCCUUUUCUCUUUUCCCGCUUUACUCUUUCUUUUCAUCCUUUCUUUUCUUCCCCCUUUUCUCCUUUCCUUUUUUCUUUGUUUCUGUUUUCCCUUUUCGUCUCUUUCUUCCCUUUUCGUCUCUUUCUUCCCUUUUCGUCUUUCUUUUUUCCCUUUUCGUCUCUUUCUUUUUUUUCCCUUUUCGUCUCUUUCUUCCCUUUUCGUCUCUUUCUUCCCUUUUCGUCUCUUUCUUCCCUUUUCGUCUCUUUUUUUUCCCUUUUCGUCUCUUUCUUUUCCCUUUUCGUCUCUUUCUUUUUUUUUUCCCCUUUUCGUCUCUUUCUUCCCUUUCGCCUCUUUUCUUCCCCUUUUUUCGUCUCUUUCUUCCCUUUUCGUCUCUUUCUUCCCUUUUCGUCUCUUUCUUCCCUUUUCGUCUCUUUCUUCCCUUUUCGUCUCUUUCUUCCCUUUUCGUCUCUUUCUUCCCUUUUCCUCUCUUUCUUCCCUUUUCCUCUCUUUCUUCCCUUUUCCUCUCUUUCUUCCCUUUUCCUCUCUUUCUUCCCUUUUCCUCUCUUUCUUCUUCUUUGGUUUUAUUGCUUUUUUUUCUUUUGUUGUUCUUUUUCAUUCUUUCGUCGUUCUUUUUCAUUCCUUUAUUUUUCCUUUCUUUUUUUCUCCUUUCUUUUUUUCUCCUUUCUUUUUUUCUCCUUUCUUUUUUUCUCCUUUCUUUUUUUCUCCUUUCUUUUUUUCUCCUUUCUUUUUUUCUCCUUUCUUUUUUUCUCCUUUCUUUUUUUCUCCUUUCUUUUUUUCUCCUUUCUUAG